GCCGCACAGCCGCAGCCUAGGGAUGCGGAGAUCGACGAAUGCGUGACCCAGAGCAAGCAAACCUAAAUACCCCAGCUAGCGAGCAGCAACGCACACCAAUCAACCCAGCCAUGAAGAGAGCCAUCCCCCUGUCGAAGGGCCAUCAGCAAUGGCGCUCGGAUCCCGUACGGAACAGCCAUCCACCGAUACCGAACCAUGCUCGGUCAUCCAACUUGAGCUUGAAGGGUCGACGAUUCUCGAAGCUUGGAAUGGCAACCAAACAACAAGGGCAAUGGAACAGCUUGCCAACUCGUAUGAAAGAGGUGCCGAUCCCUCAAACUUUUCGUUUCGAGCUCUCCCCGUAUACCACGGGACCGAUGCAUUGAGAGGGAUCCCCACCUUUGAAAUGCAAGCGACGGUCAGAUACGGGCUCCUCUACGGAUCGGUCGCGGCAAACCAAGUCGCCUCGCCCAGUCCAUGCCUCCCAGUUCUAUGGACGGGGUUUAGUCCGUUGCGUUGCUUCCUUUGGGCUGCAUUCAAAGGCGAUGUUUUGCAGCUGGUCCCGAAUGCGACAGUCGGGAACAAGCUGAAGAUGCCGUGGAAAUGCGGCGACCACGAGCAUGUCGGUAUAUUGGUAUUUAAAUUCCAGCCAGCGUUGCCGUCAGCACUGGGUGAGGCAAGCUAUAUUAUACCUCCAAGACUAGAGCAAGAAUGGUCAAGUCAACCUCAGGUUCUAGAGCGAGUAACUCGAAAGGGAGCAACUCCAGGUGAUUGUGGAGGCUAUUCGCGCCUAUUCACCACAAUACUCAACCAACCUGGCCCGAGACACUCCACUGUCGGGAGUAUGGCGCACAGAGGUCAAUGUUGUCACCAUAUAUCAAACAAUUCUGGAGAACGGUUUGGUUCGGCGCUGGGAUCACGACAUUGCGAGCUUCACAUCAAGCGACAUACUCGAUCUCUUUUACGCAGAGACCAGAAGCGCCACCGACCGACAAGGAUACUAAGGCCAAAAAGCACCGGACUUCGACUUAGAGGGCUGUGGGACGGAGCUUACGCAAGGUUGUUUCGUUGGCAAAUUUCAAGGAACAUAAAUAGAUGGCGACGAUAGGAGGGCGACGACAAGACUGUAAAUAGCCUCCAAGCUUUGCUAGCGAUCCACCCGAGGCAAUUGGCAGCCGUGGUUAGAGAAUUGGUCAACUUGGACGAAGUAGCCAGCUCCUCACUACCUGACCCAGUUGUCCAACUCGUCCUAGCGUCAUGGCUUGGACUUAGCCUCGGUGUA
Lasiosphaeria miniovina is the source of this 1261-nucleotide messenger RNA. RefSeq lists its product as uncharacterized. The record is from RefSeq and is a predicted model, not a curated record. The transcript has a single exon. NCBI's taxonomy places the organism in Eukaryota, Fungi, Ascomycota, Sordariomycetes, Sordariales, Lasiosphaeriaceae. Bases 149 to 1087 code for a protein of 312 amino acids.